Messenger RNA from Lodderomyces jiufengensis, 1731 nucleotides. RefSeq names its product calnexin. Gene Ontology annotation, molecular function: calcium ion binding. The transcript has a single exon. Gene Ontology annotation, cellular component: endoplasmic reticulum membrane; endoplasmic reticulum. NCBI's taxonomy places the organism in Eukaryota, Fungi, Ascomycota, Pichiomycetes, Serinales, Debaryomycetaceae. The record is from RefSeq and is a predicted model, not a curated record. Gene Ontology annotation, biological process: protein folding. Bases 1 to 1731 code for a protein of 576 amino acids.
AUGAGGUUACUUAGUCUCCUAUCACUACUAUCAAUAGCUGAAGGUAUUGCUUUUCAACCAUUUGAUAAAUCAAAACUACAUUCAUCAUCAAUAUUUGAACAAUUCAAUUAUCCUUCAUUAUCAAAAUCUCCCUGGAAAGUUUCAAAGUCUAAAAAAUAUGAUCAAGGUAGAGAUGAAAUUGUAGAAUAUACCGGAAAAUGGGCAAUUGAGGAACCUUACAAGUAUGCUGGGUUCAAAAAAGAUUUAGGACUUGUUAUGAAAUCAAGAGCAUCACAUUAUUCAAUAUCGUAUAAACUACCACAUUCAAUAGACAAUAAAAAUAAAAAUUUAGUCAUACAAUACGAGGUGAAAUUACAAAAAGGUCUAGAUUGUGGAGGAGCAUAUAUUAAGUUAUUAGAUGAAUCAACUAACUAUCAUUUUUUAAAUUCUGAAACUCCUUAUCAAAUUAUGUUUGGACCAGACAAAUGUGGUAGCGAAAAUAAGAUUCAUUUCAUUAUCCGUAAGUUAUUACCAAAUGGCGAAUAUGAGGAAAAAAUAUUGCAAAAUCCUCCAAUGGCAAGAUAUAAUGAUUUAAGUAACUUAUAUACUUUGAUAAUAAAACCAAAUCAAGAUUUUGAAAUUCGAAUUAAUGGAGAAGUGGCAAAAGCUGGUAAUUUUAAUGGAAAUGUUAAUUUAUUUUCACCAUCUAUAAAUCCUCCAAAAGAAAUCAUUGAUGAAAAUGAUAAACAACCUAAACAUUGGGAUGAUAGAGAAUAUAUACCAGAUCCAAAUGCAAAACCACCCAAAGAUUAUGAAAAAUUACAUCAAUAUCCACAAAUACCAGAUCCCUCAGCUAUAAAACCAGAAAAUUGGGAUGAAGAAGAACCAAGAUAUAUACCCGAUCCACUAGCUAUCAAACCUUUAAAUGCUAAGGAAGAUUGGAAACCACCAUUAAUUGUAAAUCCCAAGUGUGAAACCGGAUGUGGACCAUGGCAACCACCUCUUAUAGCAAAUGCAAAUUACAAAGGUCCUUGGUUCCCACCAGAUAUUAAAAAUCCAAAUUAUAAAGGUAUUUGGAAACCUAGAAAAAUUGCAAACCCAAAUUAUUAUGAAUUGGAAAAUCCAAGUCAAUUGGAUAAACCUAUUGGUGGGAUUGGAUUUGAAUUAUGGAAUAUGGAUGGUGAAGUAUUAUUUGAUAAUAUAUAUUUGGGUAAUUCUAUUAAAGAAGCUGAAUUUAUUGGUAAUACAACAUUUAAAUUAAAAGUUGAAGAAGAAUACAAAAUCAAGAAACAAAAUCAACCAAAGAUUAGGAAUGAGCCUAAACCACCACCAAAGAAUUUUGAGGAUAUAUUAAACGAUGAUGAAAUGACUACUUUUAAGCAGUUUAUAAUAUUUAUAAAAUUAUUUACAUGGAAACAAUAUUUAGAUUUUAAAGAUUUUUAUUUUGAGUUUAUGAUAAAUCCAAUUAAGUUAAUUUUGAACCAUCCAUUACAAGUAGUAGUAUAUGGUACACUAUUUUUGAUGACAACAACUAUUGUUUUCGGAUUCGGAAGUGUAAUAUUAUUUUUAUUGGCAUCAACUGGUACCAAUAACACAUCUAUACAGGAGAUAAGGACCAGAUCAGAUGACGGUGAUGACAUUGUUAUUUUAAAUGGUGGUGUAAAAAGUGAUAGAAUUGAAAUUAUUGAAGAAAUACAAGAUGAAAGAUCUACUAAUGUUGAUGAUCAAUCGAUUCGUCAAAGAGCUAAAUAA